This is a messenger RNA of Fomitopsis serialis, 1794 nucleotides long. RefSeq lists its product as uncharacterized. The transcript is spliced from 4 exons. NCBI's taxonomy places the organism in Eukaryota, Fungi, Basidiomycota, Agaricomycetes, Polyporales, Fomitopsidaceae. Gene Ontology annotation, molecular function: protein binding. Bases 286 to 1794 code for a protein of 502 amino acids. The record is from RefSeq and is a predicted model, not a curated record.
CGUGGCCUUACACUUGCAGCCAACGACGACCUUCUAAUCAUUUGAACUCUGGAGUCGCCACUCGACUGCCGUAAGUAAUUUCGGCCGAGUGACGUCGGCGACCAACCGACUACAUUUCUUGGUACGUUUGUAGGCGUCAAAUAUGUAUAAAGAUGCCCACAUUUACUCAUGCUCUUUGACACUCUUUCGGGACUCCGUUCACAAGAAACCCGCGAUUGUGUCAAUAGUAUAUUGGAGAGUUGAGGUGCAACAUAACGCAUAGGCUCCGAAUCGUGAACCGCACCAAUGGAAUGCCCCAACUCCGGUAUUUUGGACCAAGAUAGUGCACUUGCUAUCGCCUGCAUGUCGAGGAGCGAGACGCAUGCGUGGGCAGUUGCCCAGCUCGACGAUGCCUUUCGUGAAGUCGAGGAGGCACGUCGCGUCCUCGAGCGUUCCCAGCGACGACGGAGAGAUCUCUACGUCAUCCUCAACUCCUCAGCUCCUGUCAAUCGCCUCCCCGACGAACUGCUCAUUGAUAUCAUCCUCCACAUGAAACAUCACGCGCACGCGCACAGGUUACGCUUCGGCCGUACUUGGAUCAGGAUGACGCACGUUUGCCAUCGUUGGCGUGCAACUGCUCUGAAUGCUACAACCCUCUGGCAUCCGAUCUACUUUAAUGGACAGCACAUCAAAGGGAAGCUCGAUACGGCCCAAUUGUGCCUACAGCGUUCCAGCCCCGCAUCGGUGGAGGUCUGCAUUGCAUCGAGGUGUUUCAAUGAAGCCAUGGAAUCUUUGGCCGCACAAGAGCACCGCGUAGCUGGUGUGCGCGUCUUCGACGUGUCGGUCAGGCAUGACCUGCCGGCUAUCGCGCGUGGCCUAGUCACGAUGACCAACCUCGAGAGUCUCGCAUUGUCAACCCUAUUCCAACGUCCGACGGGGGACGGAACACUGCAUAUACCCGCCAUGCAUGCUGCUCGACUUCGGAAGCUCAAUCUUCAAAGCGUCUCUCUAGAGCUAGCUGCUCCCCUCGCCAAUCUCACGCACCUCGAGCUAUCGAGCUACAACCCAGAUUACGCAGCCUGGAUCUGCUUGAUCAAAGGCUGUCCGAAGCUCGACCUCCUGUGGCUGAAACAUCCAGACGAGGAAUCGUGCCGAAUAAUGAACGGGGGACCCCGCUCUGCCGCCGACCUCCUAGCUGAAGGCAUCUCCAACUGGGAGGAAGCCCCUGCCCCCAGAGUCAUGCAAGACUUGCGCACACUCAAGCUCGAGUUGCACUUCGACCUCGUCAUCUUCAUUCUGCAAAGACGUCUCCUGCGUAUCGCGCUGUGUUCUCAACGAUCAAAGGACACAGGGCCUUUGAUCAUGCGCGAGGUACUUGAUACGUUCUCGUCCUCGCCGUUGACAUUCCUAUGCAUCGAUGCCUGGAUGCUCUUGGACGAUCUACUAUGCCUACGAGUCCUUCGACAAUUUCCUGGGCUAGAAGAGCUCCGACUAUCCGGUUCAGAGACCAUCGCCAAUAUGCUCGACGCCCUCUGCCAGCCAGCCGAUCCAAUGACAAACAGCAAGCCCCUAGUGUGCAAGGAACUCAAGGUUCUCAACCUCUACGCGACGUAUAGUGUCCUCGAGGCUUUAACUGCGGUUCUGGAUGCUAUCCUCAGUCGGAAUGUGCAGAAAGCUUUACGGUUGAAGGAGUUGCGCCUUAUGGGCACGAACAUCCACCACCUCAGAUCUGCUGCUCACCUUGUGGAAAGGGUCAAGGGCCUCGUGGACGUGUUCGACGUAGCGGAUGCCGACUCUUGGGAGCGUUUCUGGUGA